Messenger RNA from Mycena citricolor, 2262 nucleotides. The record is from the annotation of a GenBank genome assembly. Lineage: Eukaryota; Fungi; Basidiomycota; Agaricomycetes; Agaricales; Mycenaceae.
GCCAGAUCCGGUCUUGGAAUUUGCUCAACGACACCCAAUCCCGCCGCAAGACAUGGCCCCAGCACCCAAGAAAAAGACCGGCGGCAAGACCCGCUCUGCCCUGCAAGAUGUCGUGACCCGUGAAUACACGAUUCAUCUGCACAAGCUAGUGCACGGUCGCUCCUUCAAAAAGCGUGCCCCAUGGGCCGUCAAGUCCGUCGUCGAUUUCGCUCAAAAGGCCAUGGGAACGCAGGAUGUCCGCCUCGACCCUGAGUUGAACAAGGAGAUCUGGUCGCGGGGCAUCAAGAGCGUGCCUCAUCGGUUGCGUGUUAAGCUCGAGCGGAAACGAAAUGACGAGGAGAACGCAAAGGAGAAACUGUACACAUACGCAUCGUUUGUCUCGGUCCCGACAUUCAAGGGUCUGCAAACUGUCGUCGUUGAUGCCGAGUAGAGUUGCCGUCGUUUCUUUCUUCCGUACCAUGUCAAGCAUAUUCUUCCACCAUCCCUAUGCUAUGCCGCAUGUCUCAUUGUAACUGGACGAACCGUGAAUCUAUGAUCACCUGUGUCGUAAUCUUGUGCGCCAUGUUCUUGUUCUCCAAACCUUUUUUGCUUCCACCUCUCGUGUCUGCGGUCACUUGCGGUCGCCUCAGAUCAAUCGAGAUCGAGACCACAUCCCUCGGACCAUGGUGCUGAAUUCUGCGGGUGAUCGGCCCGAUAAACAGUACUCGCGAAGACGAUACCGGUUCCGUGCGCGUGCAGUGCUAUUUAUGACAGAUCCCCGCAUUGUGUGCAUUGUGUGCUUUUACUGAACGAAAGCAAGCGCGUGUGCGCAGGUGUGUACCGUGUCUAUUUCUGGAACUGUUACGAAGGCCGUUAAGAGCAUCCCCUUCUCUUACUUUGAUUUCGACAUCCCGCUUGACUUUGACUCCUUGCCCUGGGCUGGUCCCUGGCCGACUUCGCCUUAUAAACGUAUUCAACGGCCUCCAUACUAGACAACCUCGCCAUGCUCCUAUUCGCAUGCCUCGCUCUCUUCAUGCACGCGUCGGCGUUUCCCAUCGCACAUCACACUUCGCGGGCUAUCAAGUCCGAUUUCCCUCUCAGUGCGUCGCCAUACCCGACGAACCCAACGACAGGCUGCUCUCAGCCCUCGACAUGGCAGUUUAGCGCGUCAGGCCAUAAGAACCUGACUCUCGGUGACCGCUCAUUACUGGUUCACAUCCCCAAGGAUUACGAUCCUUCAAUGGCGCACGCUCUUGUCGUCUCCUUCCACGCGUUCAAAAUGAAUGGUGCAGAGCAGGAACGGAUCAGUGGUUUCUCUGAGCCCGGUUUGCGAUUGAACGGGAAAGGAAUCGUCGCGGUAUACCCAAACGGGCAGUUUGGGCCAGGAAAAACCGGAAACGAGAGUAUACGCGCCUGGCAGGGUGCACCUUAUGCAGCAAAAGGAGUAGACGACAUUGCCUUCACACAGCAGAUGAUAGAGGCCUUGUCUGGUAAUCUAUGCCUAGAUUCUAACCGAUUCUAUGCUUCGGGCAAAAGUAACGGAGGUGGAUUGACGAAUCUUCUUGCUUGCACGCCUGCCACAGCCAACCUGUUUGCUGCAUUUGCUCCGGUCUCGGCGGCGCUCUAUGCUGGUGCCAAUCCUGCCGAUUGUUCUCCCGGGAGACCGAUUCCUCUUGUCAACUUCCACGGCCUGGCAGACAGAGUUGUUCCGUUUGAUGGGCAGUUGGCAGACCGGGAGGGGAAUACGGAAUACGCGACUCCCAAUAUCAGCCAGUAUCGAGCUGCAUGGGCGGAACGAAACGGAUGUGCCGCACACAAGGCCGCGGUUAUUGUGACCGGCAGCAGCUCGAAUCCGCCGCCGGGCGCGCGAUUGGGUCUCAACGCUCUUGUGUCGCAUCCGCAUGUGAACACCACGCUCAAACAGUCCAUCUGCGCCGUGGGAUACACGCCAGCAAUUGUGCAGGGCUUCACGGUCAAAGAUCUGGGUCACUCGUGGCCCAGCACUCUUGGACUCGAUGGAGGAGUGACGGAUUUCAAUGCCACGACUGCAAACAUCCUACCGUUCUUUGACGCACAUGCGUUGGGCAGCAAUGAGAAUACUGCGGCUUCCAUCUAGACGAGGCACUUAAGCUUGACGCUCUAUCUACUAAUAUCUGUCGAUGCAUCGUGUAGUCAUUUGCCAGUGGACUGUCUUCUUGAACCUUGCGCACACUCCAGUUCAGUUACCUUCCUAGAUUAUAUUAGCCAAGGCAACUUUCAAAUAAACCUUGACAUUUGAGCCGC